This is a messenger RNA of Larimichthys crocea (large yellow croaker), 3838 nucleotides long. RefSeq lists its product as uncharacterized. The record is from RefSeq and is a predicted model, not a curated record. Gene Ontology annotation, molecular function: nucleic acid binding. The transcript is spliced from 2 exons. The coding region runs from base 1 to 3162 and encodes 1053 amino acids. Lineage: Eukaryota; Metazoa; Chordata; Actinopteri; Sciaenidae.
AUGGACGAAACACUCGCCCUCAAUGCAUCCGACAGCGACCUGCUCGACGAGAUAUCCAAUACUCCCGAGGUGCCCGAAACAUCUCCGUCGCCGGUAAUCCCCGCCGGGCAGCCACCACGGCCGCGCUCCGUCGUCCAGAUCCGCCGGCGUCUGAGAUCAUCCAUCUCGGACAGCUCCAAUGCCAUCGGGCCUUCUCCACCUCACAGGCCCAGGGGGAGAACCCGUCUCCGUCGCCCGUCAGACACCGGCGACUCCAGACGCUCCUCUCCAACCCGAUCCAGACGCGCCAGCGACCGGCGGAGCCGCCCCGAGGCGACUUCACCCGGGCAACACGCCGUGCGCCCUCCAGCCAGAGGCAUCGCCGACUGGACAGUCGCCAGCCUGAAACGGUCUCUCACUCACCAUAACAUCCCUUUCCACUACUCCGACAGGAAGGCCACACUUUUCCGCCGUCUUCGGCAUUUCCUCCACAACUCCACGAGCCGAACACCACUUCCGGGUCGCCGUCGCCACGACGAUGACGUCACGCCGCCGUCUUCGGCUCGCCCCUCCCAUCCAGCCCUUACACAGGGCCAGGUCGUAUCGAACCGCACUCUCUCGGUUCCCGCCUCCCACUCCUCCUCUACUGUCCCCCAAGCUUCACUCUUUUCCCCUCCCCCUCCAGCAGGCUCCUGCCCCCUCCCUCUCUAUCCCCCCCUGCCUUCCAACCACUCUCUUGCCACAGCCACACCUCCAGCACGCCCCACGGCGUCUCCAAGACCAUCCCCGGUGUCAUCCGCCCUCAGACAGCAGAUUCUUUCCGGUAACUACGUCGACCUAGCCCAACUCAUUCACCCAUCCACUCAUAACCCCCACAUCCCCAGGGAACUGCAAACAGCCCUGGGCACCUUCCAACUGAAACAACCACUAACCACCCACUCCAAAGAGCUCACAGCUCCCGAAUUCACCCUUGCCUUCUCCCUGUACCGCGACGUGAUCUGCUCAGCCUUCCCCGACCGCAGGUCAGAGCUGGACGACUACCUGUCCCUCAUUAUCGACCUAGCCUUGCGGUUCGGCGGCAACGGUUUCUAUUCGUACCACAUCCUGUUCGCAUCCCAAGCAGCCGAGCGCCUCCACCAAUUCAACCAGGGCACUCACUGGGGCACCCUGGACAUAGAGCUUUACUGCCGCACCUUCGCAGCACGUCCAUCCCUCCACUGCGAUCAGUGCGGCGCACCAUCACAUCCGGCCACCACCUGCUCCAUCACCACACAGCUACCCCACUCAUCAGCCCCACAGAAACGCAACCAGGCAGUUUCCCGCAAUCUUCCCCCCGCAGCCCCCCCUCCCUCCAUCACCCCUAAACCAGCCACCCCACUGCCAGCCUCCCUCGGCCCCGCCCCCAAAGGAGUCGACAAGAGAGGCAGACCCAUCCUCUAUCAGGGGGGCAGAAUGCUCUGCAAUAACUUCAACGACCUGGGGUGCAGCACGUCCAGUUGUCGUUUCCUCCACACUUGCUCCUUUUGCGGCGGAGCCCACGCCAGAGUCACCUGCCCCCACAACCCCACUAAGCACGGUCCAUGUAAGUAUCUCAAUACUCCAAUUAACAUUCACGCCCUCUCCUCUGCCUUAAUAAACCACCCAGACCGCCAGUUCGUCAAUUACCUCAUCCAGGGGUUCACCCACGGCUUUCACCCAGGUUUGUAUGUCACGCCAGAUUCCUCCUUCUCAUGCCACAACCUACAAUCCGCCAUAUCAGACCCCGACACGGUAGACAGACUUCUGGCCAAGGAAGUCACAGAAACCUUCAUGAUCGGUCCUUUCUCCAGCCCUCCGUUCCCAUCCUUCAGAAUCAGCCCCAUCGGCAUAGCCACCCGUAAAUACUCCGGUAAGAAGAGACUUAUCAUCGACCUAUCAUCCCCACACGGCUCCACCGUCCCUAGCAUCAACAGCCUCAUCCCCAGCCCAGAUUUUUCCAUGCAGUACUCCACCAUCAACCAUGCCAUCUCCCUCAUCCGCGCCGCAGGUCGAGGAGCUUGGCUAGCCAAAGCAGAUAUCACAAGCGCCUUUAAAGUCCUCCCCAUCCAUCCAGAUUACUGGCACCUCUUCGGUGUCCUCUGGAAGGGAGCAUUUUAUUUUGCAGUCCGCUUAACCUUCGGCUGCAAGAGCAGCCCGAAAAUAUUCGACUCCCUAUCCGAAGCACUUUGCUGGAUCUUAAUCAACAACCACAAACUCCCAUACGUCAUCCACCUCUUAGAUGACUUCCUCACCGUCACACCACCUUCUCUCCCCCCGUCACACGGUCUCACCACCAUGGUUUCAGUCUUCACCGACCUCGGCGUCCCCCUCUCAGCCGAAAAGACAGAGGGACCCAGCACGUCCCUCGAAUUUCUCGGCAUCACCCUCGAUUCAAUCUCCCUGCAAGCGUCCCUGCCCAUCGAGAAAAUCCACCGCACCUCCCUACGGAUCUCCAACUUCCUCCUGGCCCACAGAUGCACCAAACGGCAACUUCUCUCACUGUUAGGCCACCUCAACUACGCCAUCCGCAUAAUCCCCCAAGGUCGAUCCUUCCUUUCACACCUCCUCUCAAUAGCCACAUCCACCCCAAAUCUCCACGACCACAUCACGCUCAAUGAAGCAAGCAAAAUGGAGCUCAAACUCUGGCACCACUUCCUCUCUUCAUGGAACGGAAUAUCUUUCUUCUACGACGACCACGUCACUAAGCCAGAGGACAUCCAGCUCUUCACCGACGCAGCGCCCUCCGCAGGCUUUGGCGGCUUCUACAGCGGCAAAUGGUUUGCAGCCGCUUGGCCUCAUGAAUUCCCACCCCUCCCCCAUUCCUCCACUAUUCACGAAAUAUACCCCGUUAUCGUAGCAGCUAUUCUUUGGGGCCACGAAUGGUCCAAGAAAACCAUCGCCAUAUACUCCGACAACAGCGCCGCAGUAGACAUCAUAAACAAAGGCCGGUCCCACUCCCUCGACAUCAUGCAGUUCAUCCGUAGGCUCACACUGGUUUCCGCACAACACCAAUUCAUCAUCCGAGCAUCGCACAUUCCAGGCCACAAAAACGCCAUCGCUGACUCUCUCUCCUGCUUCUCUCUCCAGAAAUUCAAACUCUUGGCUCCAGAUUCCGAUCCCCUUCCAACUCCGAUCCCACCGUAUUCAGCCACCAUCUUCAACUGACUCCGCAGCUGGAACACCUGGUCACCGCGUCACAAGACUCCAUCCUCAACAGCGUCUCUCCUCGAACCCUCUCCUCGUACCUAACCGGCUGGAAUUGCUUCAAAGCUUUCCACGCCUCACAUAACCUCCCAUUCCCUACACUAGACGUCCUCACCUUCACCAAUUUCAUCACAUUCGCCCAUUCAAUCCAAAAAAUCAAAUCGUCCACCAUACAAUCUUACCUCAGUGGAAUUAACUUCCUCAUUAAAAUAUCUUCGGGGUCUCCGUGCCCCGCCUUGGCUCACGCCCACAUUAACAUGCUCCUCAAAGGCCUUCGCAAAGCCGAACCGCGCCCUACGCCGAAGCGACUCCCCCUCACUUCCGAUCUCCUAGCCCGCUGCCUCAUAACCCUCCGCAAAGGCUACUCAUCCAUAAGCACAGACAAAGUCCUAGAAUCCAUGUUCCUCCUGGCAUUCUUCGGCUUCUUACGCUGCUCCGAGUUCGCAGCUUCCACCCCGCUCUACGAUCCAUCACGCCAUGCGUCAUUAUCCGACAUCUCCGUCCUCUCCUCCGAUACCCUAAUAUACUUCCUCAAACGCAGUAAAACCAACCAGUCCGGGCAACCUCAACCAGUCUACCUCUUUCGACUGAAUUCACCCUUGAGCCCAUACGAACCCAUUCUCAAUUACAUAAACUC